Messenger RNA from Actinia tenebrosa (Australian red waratah sea anemone), 606 nucleotides. Its product is annotated as zinc finger protein 418-like. Lineage: Eukaryota; Metazoa; Cnidaria; Anthozoa; Actiniaria; Actiniidae. The record is from RefSeq and is a predicted model, not a curated record.
AUGGACUGUCUGAUGUGUAAGAGAAUGUUUAGCACCAAACAAAGGCUGCAAUACCAUGUUCGGCAUGGAGUUUGUACAAAGAAGCCCGUUAGUAAGGCCUGUGAGAACUGUGGCAAGGAAUUCAGCACUCUUCAAAAGAUGCAGCAGCACGUAAGGAAGGAAGUUUGCAUACCCCCUAGUAAGAUCUGUGGGGAUUGUAAUAAGGAAUUCAGCCAUGUCCGAGGGCUGCGACAACACCAGAAAAAGGGCGUCUGCAAACGUAGAACUACUCAAUGUAGUUUCUGCGGUAAGGUACUUAGCAGUCGCCAACGCCUUCAGACACAUAAGGAGAAACAUGAGGGCAGUUACCGAUUCCUUUCUAGGGCGUAUGAUUUAGAAGGAGUGGAUUGUUACCAGUGCGGAGAUAUCUUAAGCAGAUGCAAACAUAAAGAGGAAUACCUAAGAAAUAGGAUAUAUUACCAUAGGAAGAUGAACCGCGCCUUUCCUUCCUUUGAACGUAUCGAAGGAGUCCCAUGGACCAACAGAGAAUAUUGGAGACAGGAGUGUGACCGCUGCGGAUGCGUCAGAGAAGAAGGGCACAUCCCUAAUUGUUUAACAAUUGUCUAA